Molecule: messenger RNA, 863 nt
Organism: Telopea speciosissima
Lineage: Eukaryota; Viridiplantae; Streptophyta; Magnoliopsida; Proteales; Proteaceae
Product: peroxisomal membrane protein 11A-like
Exons: 1
Biological process (GO): peroxisome fission; regulation of peroxisome size
Cellular component (GO): peroxisomal membrane
Source: RefSeq, a predicted model, not a curated record
CUUCUUUGUAAAUCUCCAUGGAAUCAAAUGCUCAUCCAUUACAAAACCCAAAAACCAAUUCCGUGAAAUCAUCGAAAGAGAGAGAUUUCCUGAAUCAUCUCGAAGCCUACCUCGCCAAGAGAGAUGGCGUCGACAAGCUCCUCAAGAUCUUUCGAUUCGCAUCCAAGAUCAUCCUCGUUUCCUCGGUGCUCCCCGAAACCCUCCCUCUAAGCCGUCGUCUCAAGAGCUUCGAAUCGAGUGUCAGCGUUAGCCGUAAAGCCUUUGGAUUAGGUAAAUUCGUUCAGGAUUUGAACGCUCUGAGGAACUUGAAUUUCGAUUCUAAUGAAGAGUUAAUCCUUUCCGUCCUCGCUUACGGGGGUGAGACUCUGUAUUACUUCAUCGAGCAGUUUGAUUGGUUGGCCAAAGUGGAUCUGAUCGACAGUAAGCACUUGUCAAGGCUAUAGAAAAUUAGCUCUUGAGCGGAGUUCAUCGAGUAUUUCGGUAGUAUUACUUUGAAAACUAGGGAUCUGAAGAAGAUUGAUGAGGAAGAAGGUCGACUAAAAUAUAGGAUCGAGAUUGCGGCAUUGAGAGGUGAAGGGUAUAGCAAGGAAGCGACAGAGAUGCAAAAACUAGAACCUAAGAGAUUGAUGAAGAAGCUAUUGAUUGUUCAAGAUUUUGCGGAUGGAUUGAUGGCGUUCUCAGAUAUGCGGCACGGAAAGGGGUUUCUUUUGAGUCCACUUCUGUUAGCUUUUGUAGGGUCUCUUUCAGCUUUCAUUAGUACUCACAAGAUUGGUUGUCGUGUUAAACUGGUUGGCCAUUCGCUGCUUCAGGCACGACUGCACUGGAACUACCUAAUUCGUUGUUUUCAUUUUUCUUAUUUUUGA